Molecule: messenger RNA, 1059 nt
Organism: Rhodotorula toruloides NP11
Lineage: Eukaryota; Fungi; Basidiomycota; Microbotryomycetes; Sporidiobolales; Sporidiobolaceae
Product: vesicle-associated membrane protein-associated protein B
Exons: 6
Coding region: 1-1059 (352 amino acids)
Biological process (GO): endoplasmic reticulum membrane organization
Cellular component (GO): plasma membrane; endoplasmic reticulum membrane
Molecular function (GO): FFAT motif binding
Source: RefSeq, a predicted model, not a curated record
AUGUCGGUCACGCUCAACCCGUCCAGCCAGCUCGGCUUCCAGCGACCUCUCACGCAGCUCGUCAAGCGAACCCUCACCGUCUCGAACCACAACCAGUCGGCCGUCGCGUACAAGGUCAAGACUACCGCACCCAAGCAGUACUGCGUUCGCCCCAACUCGGGCAGGAUCGAGCCGGGGGAGACGGUCGAGGUGCAGGUGCUCCUGCAGCCAAUGAAGGAGGACCCGCCCGCCGGCGCCAAAUGCCGCGACAAGUUCCUUAUUCAGAGCGUCAUCAUCACUCCCGAACGCGAAAGCGCCGCACUUCCCGACCUUUGGCAAGCCGUCGAGAAGGAGGAGAAGACGAGGACAGACGGCCAGUCGCAGAUUUUCGAGCAGAAGAUCCGCUGCACCUACCUUCCUGCCGCCGACUCGGAUGCAUCGCAGCCUAUUCCUGAAGAGACAGCAUCGAGUGUCGACGCUUCCCGUGCAGGCCCGGACGCCUCGUUCGUCUCGACCUCCGCCCGCGCCCCUUCGCCUCCCCAGACUAGCGGAGAGCCAGCUUCCGCGGCUGUUGAGCCGCCCACGACCAGCACACCUCCUCCGGCAGCCGCUUCCGCUGGCGAAGGCACGCCUGCCUACCUCAACCCGGUCACUAGCAAGGCGCGAGAUGCGGUCGCCGCUGCGGGAGGUGCAGUCGCUGGCGCUGCUUCAGCCGCUGGUCUGACCGGCGUUGCCUCCAAGAUCGAGCAGAACACGCCCGCUCCCGCCUCUUCCGCCCGUUCCUCUCCUCCAGCCUCAUCCACCCCUUCCUCCAACACCUCAGCCGACGAAGUCUCUCGCCUUCGCUCAGAACUCGCUUCCGCCAAGGCGGAAAUCGAGCGCCUCAAAAAGCAGCUCGACGCGGCAGAAACGGCGAGCGCCACGCUGCGCAGCCGUGGAGCAGGCGCCGUUGACAAGAACACGGCGGGUGCGGGAACGAGUCAAGCGGUCGUCGAGAUGAAGGGACAGGAGGGCGUGCCAGUCCAGGUGGUCGCUGGCAUCGCCUUCGGCGUCUUCGUCGUCACUUGGCUCUUCUUUUAG